AUGGAUAGUUUAUAUAUUUUAUUUUUUUUCUUUUUAAUUAUCACUUUUUGUUUCUAUAUUUUAUAUAAAAAUAAAAUUAAUAAAAAUAAAAAUAAUAAUAAUAAUAAUGAUAAUAAUAUUAAUAAUUUUAACUUUAUUAAUAAUAAUUAUAAUAAUUAUAAUCAUUGUAGUUUUAAUGAUAAUAAUAAUAAUUUUAAUAAUUAUAAUGAUAUAUAUAUUUAUAAUAAUAACAAUAACAAUUACAAUAAUAAUAAUCAUUUUAAUUAUAAUGGUAAUAAUAAUAUCUUAAAUAAUAAUAAUUUUAAUAAUAAUAAUUAUUAUAAUGAAAAUAAUAAUAUAAUUUAUAAUAACAAUGAUAAUAAUAAUAAUGAUUAUAAUAAUUAUAAUUAUAAUGAAAAUAAUAAUAACAAUAAUUUUAAUAACAAUAUUAUUAAUAAUAAUAAUAAUAAUAAUUAUAAUAAUAAUAAUAAUAAUAAUAAUAAUAAUAAUGGCAAAAAAGGUAAAAAAUAUUUGCCAUCUCUUUUUUUUAAAGAUACCCCAACCGAAACACAAGAAAGAACUACCCCAAACAUUAAUCCUUCAAAUAUUUCUAAUGAUAGUAAUAAUAAUAACAAUAUUAAUAAUAAUACUAGUAACCAAUCAUUGGAGUCAGAUACAUUAGUAUUAGAAAUUCUAAGAAGGGAUAGAGAACAAACAGAAAGGGAGAAAGCCAAUAAAGCUCUCAGAAAAGAAAUGUUAGAUUUUGAAAGAGAAAUCAGAGAAUCUGAACGUUCAGAAAGAAUAAUAAGAGAAAGACAAGAAAGAGAACGUUUAGAAAUUUUAGAAAGAGAAAGAAGAUUCAGAGAGCAACAAGAAUGGGAACGUACCCAAUAUUUAUUAAGAAUUGAAAGAGAAAAUCAAGAAAGGGUACGUCAAGAAACAUUAGAGAGAGAAAGAAUGGAAAGAGAGAGAAUUGAAAGAGAGAGAGUAGAAAGAGAAAGAAUAGAAAUGGAAAGAGUUGCAAGAGAGCAACAAGAAAGGGAACGUGCCCAAACUUUAUUAAGAGAAAGGGUACGUAGGGAAGCAUUAGAAUUAGAAAGAUCACAAAGAGUUGCAAGAGAGCAACAACAAUCAUAUUUGGAAGAAGCCCGUGAAUAUCAUCGUUACCUAAAUUCAUUAAAUGAAAGACUCGAUGCAUUACUUCAACAAAGGGCAAAUAGAAGAAAUUCAGAAAGAGAACAAAGAAAUAGAGAACGUGCCCAAGAUCCACAAACACAAGAAGAAAUUCAAAGGGCACGUAGACAACAAUUUGAAACUUUAAGAUUGCAACAGGAAAGAUUACAACAAAUUAGAUUGCAACAAGAAAGUCAACCACAUCAAAUGGAACAAGAUGAAAACGAAAGCAUCUGCACAGUUUGCUUUAAUCAGGUAGAGGCCAUUAAUAGUGCAUCAAUUGAUUGUGUUCAUAAAUUUUGCUAUGCAUGCAUUACUCAAUGGUAUUCUCGUACUAGAUCCUGUCCAACUUGCAGACAACCAAUUUCAAAUAUUAGAAGAGAUAAUCAAAAUGAGGGUUUAACAUAUGAUGCUAUGAACAUAGAUUAA
This is a messenger RNA of Dictyostelium purpureum, 1581 nucleotides long. RefSeq lists its product as uncharacterized. The transcript is spliced from 2 exons. NCBI's taxonomy places the organism in Eukaryota, Evosea, Eumycetozoa, Dictyosteliales, Dictyosteliaceae. The coding region runs from base 1 to 1581 and encodes 526 amino acids. The record is from RefSeq and is a predicted model, not a curated record.